This is a messenger RNA of Vicugna pacos (alpaca), 3816 nucleotides long. It is a transcript of the gene PAFAH2, whose product is annotated as platelet activating factor acetylhydrolase 2. The record is from RefSeq and is a predicted model, not a curated record. Gene Ontology annotation, molecular function: 1-alkyl-2-acetylglycerophosphocholine esterase activity. NCBI's taxonomy places the organism in Eukaryota, Metazoa, Chordata, Mammalia, Artiodactyla, Camelidae.
GAGGGGCCGCACACAAGUCUGGGAAUUACAGCCCCAGGGUUGUAGUGUGCAUCUUGCGCGGUGCACCUCGGGAGUUAUAGUUCCGGGCAGAGAGGCGGAAAAUGCUUUUAAGCGCUGAUGUUGAGUUCUGGAAACUACGACUACCGAAGCGCUAGAGGCUCCUGGGCAGUUUUUUGUUUCCGUCGAGUUGACCGGCUGGGCUGCUUCUGAGGCGUUAACUUGGCUGGCCUUCAAGUUCAGCUGCGGCCCAAGUUGUCGUUCACUUCAGCUGGUGAUGAAAUGGGGGUCAGCCAGUCCGUGGGCUUUCCGCCUGUCUCAGGACCCCACCUCGUGGGCUGUGGGGAUGUGAUGGAGGGUCAGAGUCUCCAGGGGAGCUUCUUUCGACUCUUCUAUCCCUGCCAAGAGGCAGAGAUCACUGAGCAGCCCCUGUGGAUUCCCCGCUAUGAGUACUGCACUGGCCUGGCUAAUUACCUGAAGAUUAAUAAGCGCUGGGGGGCUUUGCUGUUCAACCUGGCUGUGGGAUCUUGUCGCCUGCCUGUUCACUGGAAUGGCCCCUUUAAGACAAAGGACUCUGGAUAUCCCUUGAUCAUCUUCUCUCAUGGCCUGGGAGCCUUCAGGACACUGUAUUCAGCCUUCUGCAUGGAGCUGGCCUCUCGUGGCUUUGUGGUUGCUGUCCCAGAGCACAGGGAUGGGUCAGCUGCAGCCACCUGUUUCUGCAAGCAGGCCCCAGAGGAGAACCAGCCCAACGGUGAGUCACUGGAGGAGGAAUGGAUCCCCCACCGUCAAAUUGAGGAAGGGGAGAAGGAAUUCCAUGUUCGAAACUGCCAGGUGCAUCAGAGGGUAAACGAGUGUAUGAAGGUGUUGAGGAUCCUGCGAGAGGUCACUGCUGGCCAGACCGUCCUCAACAUCUUGCCUGGCGGAUUGGAUCUGAUGACCUUGAAGGGCAGCAUUGACGUGAGCCGGGUGGCUGUAAUGGGACAUUCAUUUGGAGGGGCCACAGCUAUUCUGGCUUUGGCCAAGGAGACCCAAUUUCGGUGUGCUGUGGCUCUGGAUGCUUGGAUGUUUCCUUUGGAACGUGACUUUUACCCCAUGGCCCAAGGCCCUAUAUUCUUCAUCAAUGCUGAGAAAUUCCAGACAAUGGACAGUGUCAACUUAAUGAAGAAGGUUUGUGCCCAGCAUGACCAAUCCAGGAUCAUAACUGUCCUUGGUUCUGUUCAUCGGAGUCUAACUGACUUUGUUUUUGUGACUGGUAGCUGGAUUGGUAAAUUCUUCCCCAGUCCAGUCCGUGGGAGCUUGGACCCCUAUGAAGGUCAGGAGACGAUGGUGCGGGCCAUGCUGGCCUUCCUGCAGAAGCACCUUGACCUGAAAGAGAACUAUGACCAGUGGAACAACCUCAUUGAAGGCAUUGGACCAUCACUAACCCCUGGGGCCCCACACCAUCUGUCCAGCCUAUAGGCACAACUGGUCAUUUGUGAAACGUCACUGAGCUGAGUUCCCUUUUGGGGCCUGCCCAGUAACACCAAUGACCUCCUAUCAGGAAGUGGUCAAUAUGACCCUUCUUCAUAGAUGAGAGGGUGUAAUCACACUGCUGAUUGGUAACUAGGUACUUUGAUCUUGGACUUGUUAAUCUUAAACUCAUGUUGGGACUUUGAUCACUUACUGACUGGUAAACUGACUUUCUAGAGACUGAGCCCUGGUGGUGUGAGGAACAAGCAGUGGGGUGGGUCUGGGAGGACCCAAGCCACAAGCUGAACACCAUGAGUCCAAUUAACCCAGGGAGACUGCUUCCGCACCUUGGGCCAAUGUGGCUUCUGCAGUGGAAGAAAUGCAGGCAAAAGACGGAGUGAAAAUUCCUAUCUUCGGGGCCUCUGGUGCCAGAGACAACCUGGCACUGUCCCUUCCUGCCUCUCUCCUUCUCCCUCCCCAGGGCCUCUGAGCACUUUAGGUAGCUUUCUAGGAUGUGGACCACCAUCAGAUUUUCUGUUUAUUUUCAAGCCUUCUCAUUGCAUGAAACAUAGUACCAGCAUUUAGUCAAGACUAAGUUACACUUGUGAGCCCAUGGGAGGGGCAGACAGCAUUGUCCUGAUAGCUUAGGGAGAGAAGCUGAGGGACAGAGGGUGCCUCAGAAGCUCCGGAUGUCUUUGAGUUUUGCUGAAAAUGUAGUUUGACAGGAAACAACACAAGUUGGUUGAGAUGGAGAAGGUAGAAUAACAGUGUUAAGUAGUGACUGGAACAGGCCCUCACCACAAAAGGGAAGAAGUUUGGAGGCCAUCGAAUUCAGGGGGCCAUCCCUAGAGAGAAGUCUAGGAACACUCUGGUCUUGCCUCUUACUUCAGAUGUCAUGAGCCUCCAACUUGCUCAGAAUCAGGGUGCUAUAGUUGUCUCUCUCCUGGCUCUGAGGCCCUAGCCUCAAAUUGAGUCAAGAUACAGACUGAAUUUCUAUUCUGUUCCAUUUAUAAUAUGAUAUUAAUACUCAUGUUUGCCUAGUGAUAUGUUGGAAUAUUCUCUGUGUUUAAUCUGCAUUACAGCAAGAUGGGGAGCCAUCUGGAAGUAACUUUUCCUUCUGUCUUUCUUUGAUCACUUACCACUUGUGCCCGUGUGGAAAAAAACUUUAAAAGGAAAGGAAGUCUUCCCAGGGAUCUCGUUCCAAGCUGUCUGGGAACAUCAAUGCGAAACACUCCUCUCCACUCCCCUAGACUUCUCAGCUCAGUUUGAGUACGGGACUCCAGAGGAGGGAAGAGCAAAAGGGAAAUGCAUCUCUAUACAUCAGUGUCACCAAAGCAAGCUGGGACUAUGCCUCCCAUCUCAACAGCUAUUCUUUCUAAGAGGUGAGACACCAGAUCUGUUGAGGCUAUGGACCUGCCUUGAGAGGACCUGUGGAUUCCAGUGAGACAUAGCACAAAGCCCCGGGCCCUUGAGUUCCAUAGCCUGGUUUUGAGUCCAGGCUCCACUACUGCUAACUAGGUAAAUUUGAGCAAAUUAUGUUCUCUUUCCAGUCUUGGUUCCUGCAUUUCUAAAAUGGGGAUCUGCAUUAUGAAUAAUUAGGAGGAUUCAGUGAAAGUAUGUAUAGCCCAUGGGUUAUGUACUUUCCAAACAUUCGAGUUUUUUCUGGUUGUCCUAUAGCUGUUGUUUUCUAGCUUGAUUGCUUUCAGUCAGAAAAUGACCCAUAUGAUUUUCACCUGAAACUUACUUGUUGGCCCAGUGUGAGGUCAGUUUUAUAGAUGUUCCAUGUAUGCUUAAUAAGACAGUGCAUUCUGAAAUUGUUGCUGUUUUACCAAAGAACACAUUAUGAAUUUCCUUCUAUGAGAAUGCAUACAGAUACAUAAUAGGGCCAUCCAACCUCUAGAAGGGACCAGAGCCACCCUGCACUCACAGAACCAGAAGAACCAUCCCUUGUGCCUGGGGCUGGUUCUGCAGAUGCUGAGAAGCCAGUUCGGACAGCAUUAGCACAUGAGACCCAACCUAUACCUUGAGCCAUAAAUAUUGCUGGUAUGUUUUGUGGAGACCUGAAACACCCCUAGAGAAAGAACUUGUUUGGAAACUGAAUCCAUCUCCUCUAUUCAGUUCAUGUUCUGGUAAUGACUCAUUUAUCUAGCAUCACUGGAGUAGGUGAAUUUUCCAUAUAAUUGAAAAUUAUUCUUUAAGCCACAAAAUGUAAUAUUGACUUUUUAAUGGUUAUUUACUAAAAAGAUAAUGCACAUACUUCUUAAUGUGAUCUGACCUCUUAACUUUUUAGGAUGUUUCAAUCAGGAUAGACUAGAUUAUAUGGUAGUAACAAACAAUCCCAAAAAACAAUAAAAAUUUAUUUCUUGUCCA